Cladocopium goreaui is the source of this 549-nucleotide messenger RNA. NCBI's taxonomy places the organism in Eukaryota, Dinophyceae, Suessiales, Symbiodiniaceae. The record is from the annotation of a GenBank genome assembly.
AUGUCUCCGUCUUCGAAGUCGUGGAACUCCGUCGUUCCUGUCUUGGUGGGCUCGGUGUCGGCCGGAGUCGUCGGAGCCUGGUUCUUUUGGCGAUACAGACAGACACAGACGUCUCUCGCCGCCAAGGGCAUCCAACAUCAGGAUCCCAAGGCAGACCCGUGCGGAAUCGAGACGCAAGUUGCUGUCCCGGAGCCCAAAGUCGAGGCCAAAGUCUCGGUCCCAGAGGACAUUCAAGUGGAUUUUUGCGUAGAAGGAGAGCUGCAGCAAUGUGAGCAUACUCUGACUGUUGUGCAGUCUUUGACUGCUGAGCGAGGUUCCAAGAAUGCUGCGCUGGAUACUGCUCUGGGGGCCUUGAAUGAGCUUGUUCCAGCCUACGCCGCCAAACUGCAGGACAAGCGUUGGCUCUUCUCUCAUGCAGCUGAGUUGGAGAACACCUCCGAGGCUCUGCAGCUUCUUCUGCUGGCAGACGAUGAGCAAAAUCUGGAGGCCGCGGCGAAGAGCGGUCGAGACAUCCCGGAGCUGCUCGUUGCGGCGCAGGCCUUGGCCAAG